Diospyros lotus (date-plum) is the source of this 1126-nucleotide messenger RNA. RefSeq lists its product as uncharacterized. The record is from RefSeq and is a predicted model, not a curated record. The coding region runs from base 83 to 709 and encodes 208 amino acids. Lineage: Eukaryota; Viridiplantae; Streptophyta; Magnoliopsida; Ericales; Ebenaceae. The transcript has 9 exons.
UCAGCAUGAAUACUGACCGAUCCGUGCCCAGAGAACAAACACAUCAUCUUGUUUUUGAGAAACCAAAUAUAGCAUCGGUCCAAUGGAGAGCGCUCUCUUAUCAGCUUCCCGCUUUCUCCCUUCACAAAAUAGAGAAUUGGGUGGAAUAUUGAGGAAUUUCCAGAGCCCAUUUUAUGGGACAUCGAUAGCUAAAAGAAGCUUUGCUGGUCGACAUGUCAGUGCGCGGAAUGCUGGCAGCAGCAUAGUAGCCUCAGUGCUUGGUAGGGAGGUCAAGAAAGAAACUGUGAUCCCUGAUCCAGAUUACAGGAUUCCAAUUGUCCUGCUAGGUUUUGCUGGUGGCUUAAUUUAUACAGAGAAUUUACUUCCAGCAGUUCCUGUUGGUCUUCUUGGAUUACUACUACUGUUCCAGACAACUAGGGUGAGAUUUGUCUUUGACAACGAGGCUCUGGAGGUGAAAAUAGGAGACCAACUCAAGGAGUCAGGUGAAAACGUUUUUGUGGGUGGACAAAACCGUUGGAAAUACUCUACAUUUGUCAACUGGGAGCUUUGGUGGCCAAAUUUUCCAAUUCUAGUGUAUUUUAAGGAGACACAAACGAAGCCUGAAGGACAAAUACACUUUUUCCCAGUAAUUUUUAAUGGGAAGCAGCUAUAUGAUGUUAUGGUGGAACGAGCUGGCCCUUCGGAAACUAGCAGCCCAAAGCAGUCAUAAUCUCACGGCAAUGACUACCUGCCAUGCCAUGUGAGAUCAGACAUCUCCAUAUAAUGAGGUACAAGAGUCUUCUCUCUGUCACAGGGCUUUCAUUUGUACAUAUAUAGAACAUGUAUUAUUUUCAGUGUAGACCAAUCUAUGCGUUUGAAGAAAACUUGGAACAUAUGUUUUUAUUAUGGUGCCGGACUUGUAGGAAGUUUUAGUGCAGCUAAAUUGAAGAACAAACAAUGAAGUGUAUACAAAAAGGUAUAUUUGUAAUAGUUUCGCAGGUCCUCUCAUUAUUCUCAUUGUCCCGUUAGAGAUAUGUAGUGUGAUUUGAAGAACGUCUAUGUAUAUGUAUUCUCUUUCAACUUGGUCUUUUGCUUGAGAAAAUGGAAACUUACUGAGUAUAAUUAAUUUGAUGAGUUUUUUCAGUUA